This is a messenger RNA of Dipodomys ordii (Ord's kangaroo rat), 1907 nucleotides long. RefSeq names its product cytochrome P450 2D6. Lineage: Eukaryota; Metazoa; Chordata; Mammalia; Rodentia; Heteromyidae. The coding region runs from base 67 to 1569 and encodes 500 amino acids. The transcript has 9 exons. The record is from RefSeq and is a predicted model, not a curated record. Gene Ontology annotation, biological process: arachidonate metabolic process; xenobiotic metabolic process. Gene Ontology annotation, cellular component: cytoplasm; intracellular membrane-bounded organelle. Gene Ontology annotation, molecular function: iron ion binding; oxidoreductase activity, acting on paired donors, with incorporation or reduction of molecular oxygen, reduced flavin or flavoprotein as one donor, and incorporation of one atom of oxygen; heme binding.
AUUGGUUCAGUGCCCAGUCCAGUCCUGGCACUGGAGUGGAGGAAUCCAGGGAGCUCGGAGGCCGCCAUGGGGCUGCUGACAGGGGAAGCACUGUGGGCCGUGGCCGUGGCCGUGGCCAUCUUCCUGCUCCUGGUGGACCUGAUGCACCGGCGCCAGCGCUGGGCUGCUCACUACCCGCCGGGCCCUGUGCCUCUGCCAGGGCUGGGCAACCUGCUGGAGAUGGAUUUCCAGAACCUGCCAUACUGCUUCUACAAGCUGCAGCGCCGCUUCGGGGAGGUGGUCAGCCUGCACCUGGGCUGGAGGCCAGCGGUGGUGGUGAACGGGCUGGAGGCCGUGCGCGAGGCGCUGGUGAAGCACAGCGAGGACACCGCUGACCGCCCGCCCAUGCCCGCGCUGGAACACCUGGGCUUCGGACCCAGAUCUCAAGGGCUGUUCAUGGCCCGCCACAGCCACGCCUGGCGCGAACAGAGGCGCUUCUCCGUGUCCACCCUGCGCAACUUCGGCCUGGGCAAGAAGUCCCUGGAGCAAUGGGUGACCCAGGAGGCCGGCUGCCUCUGUGAGGCCUUCGCUGACCACUCCGGUCACCCGUUCAGCCCCAAGGCUCUCCUGAACAAAGCCGUGUGCAACGUGAUCGCCUCCCUCAUCUGCGCACGCCGCUUCGAGUAUGAUGACGCCUCCCUGGACAGAAUAUUGGCGCUGUUGCAGAACAAAAUGAAUGAGGAGUCCAGCAUCAUAACUGUGUUGCUGAACGCAGUCCCCGUGCUCCUGCGCAUCCCCGGGCUGCCUGGGAAGUUCUUCCCUGCACAGAAAGCCUUCAUGGCCCUGCUGGAUGAGCUGCUGGCAGAGCACAAGAUGACCCGGGACCCCGCUGAGCCACCCCGAGACCUGACUGACGCCUUCCUGGCUGAGUUGGAGAAGGCCAAGGGGAACCCCGACAGCAGCUUCAAUGAGGACAACCUGCGCCUGGUGGUGGCUGACCUGUUCACCGCAGGGAUGGUGACCACCUCGGUCACGCUCUCAUGGGCCCUGCUGCUCAUGAUCCUGCACCCGGAUGUGCAGCGCCGCGUGCAGCAGGAGAUCGAUGAGGUGAUCGGGCAGGCCCAGCGGCCAGAGAUGGGAGACCAGGCCCGCAUGCCCUUCACCUGCGCGGUGAUCCAUGAGGUGCAGCGCUUUGCUGACAUUGCCCCCUUGGGCGUGCCGCAUAUGACAUCAAGGGACAUUGAUAUCCGGGGCUUCCUCAUCCCCAAGGGCACCGCGAUCCUCACCAACCUGUCGUCAGUGCUGAAGGACGAGCGCGCCUGGGAGCAGCCCUUCCGCUUCCACCCUGCACACUUCCUGGACGCCCAGGGCCGCUUUGUGAAGCCUGAGGCCUUCAUGCCCUUCUCAGCAGGCCCCCGCGCGUGUCUCGGGGAGCCCCUGGCGCGCAUGGAGCUCUUCCUCUUCUUCACCUGCCUCCUGCAGCGCUUCAGCUUCUCGGUGCCCGCAGGCCAGCCCCGGCCCAGCACCAUUGGCGUCUAUGAAACUGUGGUGAUGCCAGCCCCCUACCAGCUGUGCGCUGUGCCCCGCUAGAGGCCACCAAGUCCCCACUCCACCCCAACGGCACAGCUGUGCCCAACCUCGCAUGUGCUGGCUCUACCCAGAACCCCCAGGACCGCCCCCUUUCCUACCUGUGUGUCACCUCUGCACCCUAAUGGUGCUAUGUGGAACCUCAACAGCCCCCUUUGCAUCACCCGCAAUCCUCCCGGGACACAAGGCUUUCUGCCCAAGUCAUGAACAGAGCCUUCCAUGGCGCCUGUGUCAGGAGGAGGUAUCAGUGCUCGGGUGAAGGAGGGGGGUAGGAUGCAUCUGGACACCCUAUUUCAGCCCCAUCUCUAAAACCCCAUGGCAAGGAGAGGCCUCUCAGAUAC